This is a messenger RNA of Acytostelium subglobosum LB1, 2907 nucleotides long. RefSeq lists its product as hypothetical. Gene Ontology annotation, biological process: rRNA processing. Gene Ontology annotation, molecular function: protein binding; RNA binding. Gene Ontology annotation, cellular component: nucleus; small-subunit processome; nucleolus. Lineage: Eukaryota; Evosea; Eumycetozoa; Acytosteliales; Acytosteliaceae. The transcript is spliced from 2 exons. The record is from RefSeq and is a predicted model, not a curated record. Bases 1 to 2907 code for a protein of 968 amino acids.
AUGUCACAAAAGAAAUCAACAUCUUCGACAACAGGCAAACAAUCUGUUGUUGCGGCAGUGUCCACCUCUGCACAACAGAAACCAAAGACAUCAGCCUCAGCACCAUCUACGGUUGCCACAAAGACAAAUACAACAAAACCAGCUGCAACAGCAUCAACCACAACAACAGUUAAACCAUCGACAAUAAAGACAACGGCAAAGUCGUCGACGGUAGCAUCUACAUCACAAUCAACUACAACGACAUCAACUUCCAAGAAACAACAACAACAACAACAGCAACCACAACAUCCACUGAUUGGAAGGAUCAUCACACCAGAGAUUGUUAGCGAACGAUCACAAUAUGUUGACAUCACAUAUAUAGACCCUGAGACCAAACAGCGUUGGACUACAUCAGUCCAUCUUACAGAGAUAUCAGAUGUCAAUAACAAUCCAUUUCAAUUCUUAUUGCCACCCAAGGAAGAAGAUAUUCCAAAGAACUAUCAACAACAACAGACUGAGACAACAACAACAACAAAGGUUGCACCAGUGAUAACAAUCACUGGCGUGAACGAAGCCGAUCAUACAUUUAGUGUUAGUUUCGAGGGCAAGGCCAAGCAGGCGGCGAUCAAGCCUGGCGUCACUUUGCCGUGUUGGGUGGUAGGCCGCUCAUCGGACAAGGUAACAGACAUGGUGGUGAUCAUCAACAGGAACACAAUCGGUCUCAUCGAUAUAAUGACCAACUUUGACUCAAUGCAUACUGUCAGCAAUCUGCUAAAGUUCAAAUGGUCCGCGCUCAGUGCCAUGGUGCUGGCCGUCGAGAAGAGUGGCGCCGUGCGUCUGGCGUUGCCCGAGGCCGCCAACAUGCCCAAGAUAGCCGUGGGCACCAAAUGUCUGGCGCUGGUGCGCGAGAUCACCCCGACCUCGCUCAAGGUGGGUCUGCCGCGCGGCCUCUCUGCUGAGGUUCGCCCCACCGACGUCCACAUGCAGACCCAUCCCUCUGCCCCCUUCUCCAUAUACCAGAAGAACGAUCUGAUUGAGGUCGACGUGCUGUUCAUGAUGACGGCCGGCAAGAUCUAUGUCAGGCCCAAAUGCUUCAAGUACAACCCAGCGCACAAGAAGCCACGUGCAAUCAAGCGUAGGAUAAUGUUGGAGGAGAAGCUGAGCACGACCGGUACAGCAGGCUUUGGCUACGUUCUCGCCGUGUACAGCGACAUGGCACGCGUGCUCCUGUCGACUCGCGUCGAGGGUGUGCUCUUGCUCAAGGACAUACAUCCCGUCAUCCAGAGCUUUAUCGUGCCCGGCAAGCCGAUUGCCGUGACUACCAAGCCCGAUCUCAAGGAGGAGGGUGACAUCAAGAUCUGUACAGCAACAAUCACCGAUAACUUUGUGGCGCUCAAGAAGGGCGAGGUGUCGCCGCUCACCGUGCUGGGUGUCUACACCAAGCACAUCGUGGUCAAGACGAUCCAUAACGAGAGGGGUGUGAUCUUUGCGAUGAACAUCACUGCCGGCAUGACAUACACGGCCGAGCAACUGGCCGAGCACUUCCAGGUUGGCGACCACCUGCUGGGCGUGUGCCAGCAGGAGAAGACUGCUGAGCGAGGCUACGUCUUCUCACUUCUUGAAUCAGACAUGGAGGGCAUCGAUCUUGAGGCCAUCAUCAAGCCACCCUGGAGCGUGGACGACGAGCCAGAGGAGGCACCCAAGCCACAUACAUACGUCGACGUUGCGAGCAUGAUACAGGGUCUCAGUACCGUGGAGACCAACACUACUCCCGCUGCUGCAUCUGCCCCCGAGGCGACUAAUCAAGCAAUGUCAAUCCAUGUGCAAGCUGAUGGUGGUGCCACCAUCAAGUGGGUCGAGGAGGACUUUGCAGCCAUGGCCGACGGACUGGACAAGAAGAGAAAGAGAGCAGCAGGUGGCGCUGGUGAGGACAUGGCUGACGCCGAGGAGGACGCGAUCGACGAGGAUGAGAUCCAGGACGAAAAGAAGCAAAAGAAGGAGAAGAAGAUGUCGAGGACACAGGCAGAGAACCAGAUCAAGCAGAAGGAAGACAUGUUGUCCGAUCACAACGUGGCUCCAGAGAGCGCACAGGACUUUGAGCGUGUGCUGAUGGGAUCACCCAACUCAUCAUUCGUCUGGAUGAAGUACAUGGCCUUCUACUUGGGCAUGAGCGAGAUACAAAAGGCAAGAGAGAUUGGUGAGAAAGCACUCAAGAAGAUCAUACCAACCGAGGUGCUCGAGCUGCGCAAUGUCUGGACUGCAUUGCUCAACCUUGAGAACAUGUACGGCACCAAGGACACCCUUCUGAAGUUGUUCCAGCGCGCCAUCCAAUACCAAGAUCCCAAGUCAAUGUACUUCUCAAUCGUCAACAUAUUGGAGCAGACCCAGAAGUUUGAUCUCGAGGACGAAUACUUCAAGAUGUUCUUUAAGAAAUAUAGACAUAGCGCAAAGGUCUGGUGCAGAUAUGGAGAGUUCUUGCUGACGGCUAACAAGGUGGACGUGUUCCGUGGCGUGUUGGCAAAGGUUAUGACGAUAUUGGCAAAGAAGAAGCAGGUGGAGGUCAUUUCAAAGUAUGCACAGUUGGAGUUCAAGAUGGGCGACAUCGAGAGAGGCCGCACAAUCUUUGAGGGCCUGGUCUCAAGCUAUCCCAGCCGUUCCGAUCUCUGGAAUGUGUAUUUGGACAUGGAGCUCAAGGCCAGUCAUCAAAAGAACAUUCGUCAACUGUUUGAGCGAUGCAUCACAUUGAAAUUCAGUGAUCGCAACAUCAAACAAUUCUUCAAGCGCUAUCUGGAAUAUGAGAAGAUCAAUGGUGAUGCCAGAUCAGUGGAUCAUGUCAAGAGUGCAGCAUUAUCCUAUGUAGAGAAUGGUGGCAACAAGACCAGUUCUGGUGCUGCUCCUUCUGUGUCAACUCCAUCAUCAAAAUUAUAA